AUGAAUCAAGAAAUCUACGAAGAACUGCUCUUCGCGAGAACUUUGAUAACCGACACUAAAGAUUUUGAAUCUAGGUUUGAGGAUAUUUCGACUAUGGUAAUACCACGGUGGAUAAUUAAUCCAUAUGGUGACAUAGAAGAAACGAAUGUCAUAAUACAAGAGGAACUGACUGAACUAAGUACAAACGAAGAACUUAAGGUUCAGUUUAAAAACGGAUAUCAGCAAUUGUGGCUGCAAAACAACAUACCCGUUACUUAUCCCUUCUGCAAAAAGUCAUGGAGUUUGCAUGCAUUAGAUGGAGCUGAACAAACGACUAAGGAAGAAAAAGAGUAUGAAGAGAAUUUAAAGCAGGAAGAGCUCACAUGCAUAAGACUCCUAAGGAAACGGGAAGGGUGA
Molecule: messenger RNA, 396 nt
Organism: Acanthoscelides obtectus
Lineage: Eukaryota; Metazoa; Arthropoda; Insecta; Coleoptera; Chrysomelidae
Source: the annotation of a GenBank genome assembly